Pseudo-nitzschia multistriata is the source of this 1806-nucleotide messenger RNA. Lineage: Eukaryota; Bacillariophyta; Bacillariophyceae; Bacillariales; Bacillariaceae. The record is from the annotation of a GenBank genome assembly.
CACGAACAUCACGAAUUCACCAAGUAAAAACAGGAGCAUCAUGACAUCCAAGUUUUCGAAGUCGCUCCGCGUGAACGACAAUAGGACCGAAGAACCAAGGAACGCAACAUUAUGGUGUCGUCUCGUGUCAGCCAAUGAAUCCGUUGGGCAGGUUCGAAUGGAAUGAGAACUAGACUGUUUCGAAUUGAUUUUUUAUUGAUGGAGAAGUUUUCUAUCAUAAAGAAAUCUUUUGAAUAAAAAAAUUUAAGUGAAUACUAGGUACAAACACUCAUACUACAUAAAGAACCAAACGUCAUCGUCAACGACAUUAAUACAUAAUGGGAGGGAACGCUGCUGCAAAAGAAUAUCCCACAGUACGUUACAAAUCAAUCGAGAGAACGUUGUUUGUACACUCUGUCGUCACGAGUAAAGCAACGAUUUUUUUUCGUCAAUCGAAGCCUCACGAUACGUUUUUUCUGUUCCAUUCAUUACGACGAUAGCAAUACUUUCUGGCGUCGGGUUUAGCGGCUACAGGGUGUUACCGUAAGUCACUGAUUCUCUGAACAGCUGAAGACACAAAUAUUUCGUCUCUAAUCACUUUUUGUAUAAUGUCAAAUCCAUCGCUUAGCGCUCUGGAGAUCUGCAGCGAUCGGCCAGUCUGGCUUCCAUGUAGGCACGGUAAAAGCGGGCGGAAUAACUAUUCCUCGCACCCUGGCGCCGUAUGUUCAGGGGUUCUUGCCACCGUACAAGGGCGCUUUCGCCACUGUUAUCGGUAUGACGUACGCCCGUGCUGCCAUAUUUUACCUGUCGGAUUGGGGCCACGAUGUAAUGACGAAGGAUUUCGGUUGCGACGAAGUCACCUCGACGGUGAUCCCCCCGUUUGUAGUGAGCACGGUCGUGCAGAUCACGAACCAGCCCGUCGUGAGAGCCACCGUGACGCUCCAAAACCCGUCCUACAAGCACCCGAACGUUUGGGCGAGUGUGAAGCACAUUUACAAAACCUCCGGGAUGUCGGGUUUGUGGCACGGGACGACCGCUGGUGUUCUGAAAACAGUACCAAAGUAUUGCAUGGCCAUUGCCGUGAAAGAUUACGCCGAGCGGACACUUCCCAAGCCCGACUCGUCGAGUCCUACAUACGACAGGGACAUGCUGUGGAGGUCGGCCGUCAAGAGUACCAUGGCAGGUGUCGCGGGUGCAGCUCUGACGAACCCUCUAGACGUUAUUCGCAACGAACAAUUCAAGACCGACCUGGGGUUGUGGAGGACAACGCGGUCCUUGUGGAAGGAGCUGGGGUGGAGGUUUGCGACACGCGGAUUGGGAAAGAACAUGGUCGCCGUUGCAUUGCCCGUUGGAGUCACAAUUUUUUGUACGGACACCCUGAUUCACAUGUCCCAGCAACAGUCCUGAUCAGUGCAGCGAGCAUGGUAACAAAUUGUCACUUUCAACAAAUCACAGGAACGAGGUGUGUUCAAUUUUGUAACCAAAUAGAGUAAAAAGGAAUAACGUGCCGACAUACGUAUUUGAAUAACCGUUAGUAAUUUUUUUAACAAUUCGUUCUAGGUUUUUCUCUCGCGAAAAUAUAUUGUUAAACAGUUGAGCAUAGCCGCACUAGGGACGAAAUCGUCAGGGAUCCAAGAAGGUACUUCCGAUGAGAAUCAUCUUCUUUUCCCACCUCCCGAGUCCUUGAUUGUGCUCGUGGGAAUAACGCCAAUCUCCGAAAUAGGUUUCCGAAUCCGCCGGUGCCUUUUGCUUCAAUAGCAUUGCAGGUCACACAGAUCAAAGAAACCGUUGCACUCGCAUAUCCAGCAAUCAACUCUGCGCGGCAGU